This is a messenger RNA of Gadus morhua (Atlantic cod), 7142 nucleotides long. RefSeq names its product minichromosome maintenance complex component 3 associated protein (gene mcm3ap). The coding region runs from base 181 to 6642 and encodes 2153 amino acids. The record is from RefSeq and is a predicted model, not a curated record. Gene Ontology annotation, molecular function: RNA binding. The transcript is spliced from 29 exons. Lineage: Eukaryota; Metazoa; Chordata; Actinopteri; Gadiformes; Gadidae. Gene Ontology annotation, biological process: mRNA export from nucleus. Gene Ontology annotation, cellular component: cytoplasm; nucleus; transcription export complex 2.
ACCGACGGAACCGGAAGUUCCUCAUGUUGUGAGCUGAACCAGCCUCGAGCCUCCGAAUAAUGGAAUAAUCUCCUUCAAAACUUUAAAAACGAUGCUGCACUGAGAACCACACGUCGGAAAACUGGGCAUCGGCCCUGUUUAUGUGUCUGAGGACUGCAGUCAUUUGCUGCCAUUAGGAUCAUGAAUCAAAAUAAUGUGUUUGGAGGUUCGCAAGGGGGCGCCUUCCAAGCCCCCAACAACACCAACAAGCCGCCCGGCCUCUUCCACGCCUUUGGACAGCAGAGCACCGGGCAGAGUCAGCCUCAGCCAAUGGCUUUUUUCCAGCCGUCCACAUUUGCUCCGACCCCAAAUUUAAACCAGGCGCCCAGUUCCAUGUUCGGACAGACACCGGCUUUUGGACAACCAUCUGUAUUCGGGCAGUCCUGUGGGCAGCCGUCCCCAAUGAGCCAGGCUCCAUCUUUCGGACAGCCAUCUGUUGGACAGAGUAGCUCAGGGUUUAGCACCAGUUCCACUCCAGCUUUCGGACAGACAAGUGGAUCCGGCCAAGCUUGGUUCGGGCAAACGCCCGAGUUUGGCCAGUCGUGCACAUUCGGUCAGACUCCAGGGUUUACCCAACCACCCACCAGCUUUGGCUUGCCGUCGGCUACGGCCCCCACCAAUACGCCUGUCUCCACCCAACCAGCAAGCUUUGGACAGUCAGCCUUUGGUCAGCCCUCCACCACUGUGAACGCCAGCACAUUCAGUACUGUCCAGGGUGUAACCCAGCAGGCUAAAGGCUUCGGAUCUACUGACUUCAGUUUCAAGCCUGCCAAUGAAGUUUUGUUCAAGCCUAUUAUCAACGCUAGCCCAGAAACGACAAAUCCCCUUACCAACACAGGGCCAGCUCAGACCUUUGGAGCCAUGCUCUCCCAGACCACUGCCAGCACCAUGGAGAGCAGUAGCACAGCCACCACCACUGGGGCCACUGUUUUCCCUCUGCUGACUGGAGCAAAGAGUGGCACCCUAGGGUUUUGCUUCUCCCAACCCACCGCAGCGCCCUCCAUCCAGGCCCACAAAGACCCAAUGACCACCGACAACAGUGGCGAUUCGACCAGCGCCUUAAAGUUCACCUUCUCUCAGCCAGCCUCCCCCUCCAGCACAACCACAGCAGUCACCACCACCACGGCCCAGCCAACCACCCCUUCCUCCUUCAGCUUCUCCGCCAAAGUCCUCCAGCCCCAAGCGGCAACGUUGUUUGGCGGCGCCGUCUUUGGCCAGACUUCGGCGUUCGGCGAACCCAAAGCCAAGCCCGAGCCCGCCGCGGAGGUGAAGGGAGCCAAGCAGGGCGGCGCGCUGGAGCCCAAUGUCUUCUCGCGGCUUGGGAAAGGCACCAAGCGAAAGGAGGACCCGGAAUCACGGCCCGUCUCGGGCUCCGAGAAGCUGCUGACGGAGGACCAGAGCUCCGCUACCACGGGGGACUCCGCUACGAGACACCCGCCCAAGAGGGCCCUGCUGAGGUCGCGCGGCCCAGCCGUGGGGCUCUUCGGCCGGGCGAUGAGCGGACUGAUGAAGAACCCGUCGGGCGGCGUCAGGAGAGAGGAGGGUCAGGCGUCCGAGAGGGGGGAGGGGGAGAGUGGGGACGGCCCAGGGCAGGUUGUCCUGCAGGGGGCCGCUCCACCCCGGUCUCAAGCCCCCAUCCGGGAAGUGCUGGAGAAGGCUGGAGACUCUGUUUCAGCCAAGACCCCAGAGCCGGCGGCGGAGGCGGAGCCUGAACAGGUCACGCCCACUCGUCGCACGCGCCGCAGCGAGAGCUCAGAGAGCGGCUUGGGCAUGUCCCCGUCGGACUGCACCGCCUUCCAUUGUAAGAACGUCCCCCCCGCUCUCAACAAGAAGGAGGUGAUGGAGAAGCACUUCGGCCGCUUCGGGAAGGUCCGCAGGGUGUUCUGUCGACCCCACAAGAACCUGGCCAUCAUUCACUUCCAGGACCAUACAUCUGCAGCAAAGGCAAAGAAGAAGGGAAAAACGCUGCAAAGGCAUGAACUCCAGAUUUUCUGGCAAAGGAAGAGGCAAAGUUCCGGGGAGCCAGAGAGAGAGGAGCAGACGGAGAGGAAGAACCUCCCUGAUGAGUUACACUCAGGCUCCUCCCCCCAACACCGGCCCCAGACCAGGGCUUCCUCGCUGGGCAGCUCUGCCAGCAUGAUUCGCAGUUCUCCAGUGAAAAAGCCUUCCAUUGCCAAGUCCCUGCAGUUUGACAGCGAUCCCCAACAGGAAGGCUCCUCCGACAGCCAAUCGCUGAGCUCCGAGCGCUCCGUGCCCUCCUCUCUUCUGCCCCUGAUUGGCCAGACGGCGGAAACGGCGGAUGAGAAGUACCGCCUCCUUGAGCAGCGGGACAAGAUCAUGCGGCAAGGGCGUCCCAAGCGUACAGACCUGGUCCUGUCCAAGGUGUUUGUGGGGACGUGUCCUGACAUGUGUCCUGAGAAGGAGCGCUACAUGAGGGAGACCCGCAACCAGCUGAGCUGCUUCGAGCUGGUCCCCGAGACGGAGAUGGUGGACCACCGUGCGGCCAUUAAGGAGUACAGCAGGUCGUCUGCGGACCAGGAGGAGCCCCUCCCCCACGAGCUGCGGCCCCUCCCUGUGCUCAGCCUGACCAUGGACUACCUGGUCACCCAGGUCAUGGACCAGGGCCCUGACGGCUACCGGGACUGGUACGACUUCGUCUGGAACCGGACCAGAGGCAUCCGCAAGGACAUCAUCCAGCAGCACCUCUGCUGCCCCGAGACGGUGGCGCUGAUCGAGAAGUGCACACGCUUCCACGUGCACUGCGCCCACCAACUGUGCGAGGAGAGCAUGAGGACGUUCGAGCCCAAGAUCAACAACGAGAACCUGACCAAGUGCCUGCAGAGCCUGAAGGAGAUGUACCAGGACCUGUCGGAGCGCCAGGUCUACUGCCCGCGGGAGGCCGAGUUCCGGCUGUACAACGUGCUCCUCAACCUUAACGAGGGAGACACCCUGCGGGAGGUGCAGCAGUUCCGAGACGAGGUCCGUAACUCCCCGGAGGUGAAGUUUGCUGUGCAGGCGUUCGCUGCGCUCAACAGCAACAACUUUGUGCGUUUCUUCAAGCUGGUGAAGUGUGCUUCGUACCUGGCCAGCUGCCUCCUCCACCGAUACUUCAACCAGGUGAGAUCCAAGGCUCUGCUGACCCUGAACAUCGCCCACACAGUGGGCUCCCAGCGGUCCACAGCGUUCCCCGUGGAGGACCUGGCCCGGAUGCUGAUGUUCCCAGAUGUUGAUGCGGCGUCCAACUUCGUCCAGCAGUACGGCCUGGUGGUCAGCGACGGCGUGGUGGAGCUGAGCCGCACAUCCUACCAGGACCCUGAGUCGUUGUCCCUGAAGAAGUCAGCGUUCAUCCUGGGGAAGAGGUGUGUGCUGAUCGGAGAGGUGGUGAACGGAGGGCCGCUCCCAAGCCCCCCCCAGCACAUCCCCGUCUGCAGCUUCGAUGGCAACAAUAGGUACCGAGGAGAGGGAGGCACGCCCCCAGAGCCUUCCUCCAGCCAAUAUCGAGCCCCCAUCGCCACCGCAACCACUGUUGCCAUGGCAGCGGCUCCAGAGACCAGCAUCUUCUCCUCCGAGUUCGCUCAAGACCCCAGGGCUCUGCAGGAGGUCGAGGCCCUGCCCCCGCCGCGGCCGUCUAGGCUGUUUGGAGACCAGCAGCCGGCCCAGCCUGGCUCCCUGGCUGAUGCGUGUGCUGCCCCCUUGUUAGGGGAGGCCAGCCUGGCCGGCUUCCCCCCCAGCGGUCUGGCCAUGCCGGUGAACCCCGCCCUGCAGCUCUUCCAGCCUCUGUUCCCGCCCCAGGCCGUCAAAGCCCCAUCACCCCUACCUCUGCCAGUGCAGCCCCCUGCGCCCAAACCACCAGCCUAUAGCGAUGAGGACAUCGUGUCUGUGGUGGAGAGCCUCCUGGAGGAGGAGGUGGACUCGGCGGUCAGAGAGGUGUCCAGUGCGGGAGCACACUACGCCAGAGUGGCUCUGUCGGAGAGCAAUGUGCAGGUGGAGGUGGUCCUGAGCGAGGUGAUUGGCCAGGUGUUGCAGGAAGUGUCUUCUGAGGAGAUCCAAUUGGAAGCCUCACGUGUUGCCGAGGAAAAACGCAGAAUAGAGGAGGCUCGGAGAAAGCAGGAGUGCGAGGCCUUCCUGGUCCAGUUCAGCUUCUCUCUCUGUGCUGAGGUCCUGAGGGACGUCCUGGCCGAGAGCAUCCAGCAGACCGCCAGGGAACAGAUCCAGGAGGCUGAGAUAGACCAGAGGGAGCUGGAAGCACUGUGCACAGAGCAGGUCUGCACCGGUCUGUUGGAGGAGACCCUGGACACAGAGCUCACCCUAUUGGCUGAGGAGGUCCUGGAGGCGGAGCUGCAGCACAUCCACAAGUACAUCAAAAGGUGGCGUGACGUGGUGGCCGUGCGGCGGCGCCUCAAGAGGCAGAUGCGGGGCUUCCCGGCGGCCCCCUGUGGCGUGGACCCCCGCUGCAAGCUGUGGGCGCUGGCCCCCAGCGCUCCUCAGCAGCCCUCCCUCUCCCAGCUGGCCCGCGGGCUGGUCAACCUGGGCAACGCUGGGGACAUGACCCUCUCCAGCACAAGGCAGCUGAGAAUGAGACAGCAAACCCUCCACCAGAUGAGAGUUCACUACUACUACCAGCGGCUCCUGGACGAGGCGGUUUGGGCUCCGCUGGACUUGCCAGGGUUGGUGACGGACAACAUCCCAAACCCCCCCGAUAGAAUAUUCUGGAAGGCCACCCUGCUGUUGCCCAGUGACCACGAGAGUGUCGCUAGCCUUGCUGACCGGGUGCUUUCUGAUUGGCUGGAGGUGAAGCUGGGAGGCGGAGAGGGGUUGGAGGUCAAAGAGAAGCAGGUGGAUGGGACGCUGCAGACGCUGCGUGUCACCAACGCGCUAAAGGAGGUUGGAGAGCGGGCGCACAAGGUCCACCUCAGCAUCAAGGUGUCCCGCGGCCCUCUGAGCGAUGAGGGUUUCUCCCAGAUGGAGGAGAGCAGUGAGCUCCAGGGCACGGGGGCUCUGCUGCUGUUGCUCCCCGCCUUGCCCUGCCCCGUGGAAGGGCAGGACGACCAGGACGUCCCCCUGCUCUCGGCCUUGCUCCAGCUCAAACAGCUCCAGCAGGCCAGCGCCUGGCACAUCCCGUUACCGCUGGUCAUACUGGUACCGGGAUCCCAGCACCACAGCACCAGUGAAACGCACAAUCUAGAAGAAGCUCUGAUGCUGCAGACCCUGGUUGAGGAGGGCCUGAUCUCUGAACACGUGUUCUAUCACAUCCCGGAGAGCACCAGUGACAUGCAGGCCUCCCACCAGCUGACCCAGGCCAUGCGCUGGCUCCUGGCCCGCGCCCCCCCGCCCCGCCCCCUCUCCUGCCAGACGUUGGUCCAGUUCGUGGAGGCGGGCCUCAGCCAGCACUUCAGCGGCCGCCUGCAGGCCCAGCGCCGGGAGCGGGCCUCGGUCGGCCUGCCCUCCCUGGACCCGGCGCCGGUGGUCUGCCUGUACAACGCCGUGCUGGCCCACCUGGCAGACGCAGUGUCCUCCCCGGAGCUGCUCAGCCUCUGCUGGCCCCCGGGGGCCCACCUGGGCUGGAACUCGGCCCAGCACCUGGCCUGGCUGCGCAGCGCGGUGCUGGGCCUGAGCAUCCCCGACUGGGACAUGCCGUCCGCUACCGCCGGCUGGUCCCAGCUGCAGUCCUCCGUCCUCCGCUACGCCUCCCAGAUCCCCGGGACCCCCCACGGCCGGCCCCUCCUCGUGUCCCGGCUGGAAAACCUCCUUGGGAGGGUCCGCCAGCAGCACUACCAUCCGGGCCCCGCCACCCACCGCCAUCGCCGCUCGUCGCCCCGUCGCAUGUCCUGGGGGGGGCGGGACGACCGCCACGGGCCUGGAUACAACCAGGUGCCCUGGGACGACCUGCUGGUGCUGUGCAUCGACCACAGGCUGAAGGACUGGCCCAGCCCCGACCUGCCCGUCUGCCAGGAUGCGGUGACAGAGGACGGGGAGGUGCUGGUGUACUUUCUCACAGAUUCCCUGAAGCACUUCGAUCCCCCUGAGGAGUGGAGCCAGGCGGUCCGACUCACACACCGGCAGAAACGGCUGCAUACAGAAGGAGGCUGCGAUGCCAGCGAGGGGACCCCUAGCUCUCUGUCCCUGAGACAAAGGCUGUUUGACUGCCUGGCAGCGCCCCAGGCCGCCCUCUCCUCCACCCCCAGCCUGGACAUCACCCACACCUCCUCAGCCCAGGAGCUGCUGCCUGGACUGGUGCUCCGCGGCCUGGAGGAGGAGAAGGCCCACAGCCAGAGGAGCAUUGAGCAGCUGAAGCGCUGGUUGACCUCCGACCCCCCGGAGAGCCUGUCCAUGCCUCUGUUCAUACCCUCCUCCACGCUGCUCUCCGCAUCCCCCCCCGCCGUGCCCUCUAGCAAGGCUAGAUCAUCGAGAGCCCCACUCACAAAAAAAGCAAAGUCCUCGGAGGACUGUACUUUUGAUGACGGACCGGGCCAGACCAGUUUGUCCCCGGUAACCAUGGCGCAGAGGCUCCAGGACAUCCAGCGCCAGAUCCUAGGGAGCCAGGAGGAGGAGCUGGCCUGCAGACUGAGGCUUGACGGCAUGCUGGGCAUCGUGGACGACUGAUCACAUGACCCAAACUGCUUCAUGUCAUGUGACCCAGCAGCUAGUGUUCUGCCACCGCAAACUGCCCUCAGUGGACUGGAAGGGAUGCCUGUCAAGAAUGUAGAAGCACUCUUGGAAAUGUCAGUUGUCGUUUUUCUUUCCUCUUGAGAUGCCAGGUGUGUUUUUAUUUCGUUUUUAAAUAGCUUAAUGGUCUUAUGGAAGGAAGACAUAUCCUGCAAUAGCCUGUUUUCCUUCCCAUUUUUUAUUUCUGUACAAUUAGUAAAACCUUUUGAAUGUUUUUGUUUGUGUAUCUAUGAAUUUUUGUCUUUUUGCUUUCUGCAUGACGUUGUCUAUAAAAUGAGAAUAUGCUGUUCUGAGAGAUGUUUUAUCAACGUAUGGAUAUGAUUUUGUGUCUCAUGUUUUUCUGGACUUGGACGUAUCAAAUUAGAAUUAAAUAAGUACUUAAGUGUGCUAUUUUUUAAGCAUGUAUUUGUCAGUCAUAAUAAAUACCGUAUUUUUUA